AUGUGGAAUGGGAAAUUCUUUGAGAGUGUAGCAUUAAAAACUCUCGGAUUGCGCGUGCAGCUAGGCCAUACACCUGGUGAGUGUUGCUACAAUGCUCAGCCAGUGUCUUGCGACAAAUUCAUGGUGAUUGAUGUGCAUGGCAUCCACGAUGUUGCAGUAGACUUCUGUGGAUGCAAAACUGCACAGAUUCACUACAAGCAGCUUUUACGAGUUUGGUGCAUCCUGGAAUUAUUUCAUUUGCUUUCCUUUGAAUCAAAAGUAUCUGCAUACAAAUUUUACCAUAGUUUAGCAAGGCGCUCAGACAACACAGGAACUUCACCAAUCAAGGAUCAUUAUUCGGCAUUCUUAUGGGGGGUGUGUUGUACAUGCCCAGCAUGUCCGCAUCCAGGAAUCAACAUUCCUGAUGGAUGGGAGGAUUCGCCACCCAACAUUAGGUGGCAGUAUGCAUUAUUUCUCGCCAUCAAUUCCAACUUCUGGCUCAAACGCAAGGCUAUAUCUAGCGAUGAUCGCGACCCAAGUCUCAAUUCAGGAUGGGCUUAUUUCAUGGAAGGGCAUGCUUACAAGAAGUUUUUGUUUGAACAAAGUACAGAAUGGCAAGAGAGAAGCACCUGUGUCAGUCACAACACAGUGAAUACUGCUGAUACGAAGGCGUCCCGAGGACUUGCAGCGACGGGUGUUGGGUCUGUUGUCUGUGUGCGCCAUGAGAUGAAACUUCCCAAUAGUGUCGGUGACCUGCAGAAGGGAGAAAAGUAUAUCAACAUGGAUUACUUUGUCUUUUCGGUCCACAUCAGCUUCCACCUUGCUGCAUUCAACUUGUCCUAUGACAUCGCCUAUCAGUGGCAUAAGAAACUCUGGUCUCACAAUAGCACAAUGCCACAGCGACUGCAGUUUAACUGUGAAAACAAGACCAUCCGCUAUUUUGUUCCCAAAUUCCACCUCAAAGCUCACAUCCAGUCUUGCCAAACAACAUUCUUGUUGAAUUUCUCCAAAGGGGUGGGUCGGAUGGAUGGAGAGGCACCUGAAUGUGGUUGGGCGGAUAUUAAUUGUGUGGCGAUGAGCAUGAGGGAGAUGGGGCCUGGUAACCAUCGUGACAUGCUCGACGACCACUUCAGCAAUUGGAAUUGGAAGAAAACCACAAUGUUGGGGCGGACUUUACUGCACAAACUCAAGGAAGCUUCUGCAGCUGCUCGAGCCCAUUAUGAAGAACUUGCCGAACUCGAGGGUGCGAUCAACCCAUCAACAUUAGCAUUGUGGCAUGCGGAUGUAGAGGCAUGGGAGAAAGACAAUACCCAGCCAAACCCUUUCGAAAGUCGAGUCGUUCCAAUGACACAAGCUAUGGUUCACUUGGAAUUUGCAGAAUGUGAAAGACGUGAUCUGCAAGAUGGUAUUGACUCGUCCCUACAUGCCAAGAUUUCACCCAGUGUGCUCAUAGCAAAUGGACUCGAACUUGAAGAUCAGCAGAAAACAUCAAGCCAAAAUCCUACUGACAACCAAAAAGCCAAAAAUCAAAUGCAUUCAAAUGCGCUGCAGCGCAAACUUGAUGCCUGGGUUCAAAUUCAAACACUGUAUAUGCCUGCAGUUGCUUCACUUCACCUUUGUGCCCAGCAUGAUGACAGCCCGCACAAUGAAGUGCCUGAGGACUUCAUUCUUUUCCUUCCAUCACAGCUUGAUGCUGCAACUCCCUGCAAUCCCUUACUACAUCAAAUCGUGUGGCGGCUUAGAUAUGCACAGAAUGUCCGCCUGCACACCUAUCUCAAUACCUUCAAGACUCUGCACAUCCAUGGUUAUGCUCUUGACCUUGCAGAGGCCAAAAAAUGUGCCAGUCGCCUCAAAUAUGAGGCUGCUCAUAUGGCACUUGAUAACCUUGGGGAUCAUCUGGGUAUGCCGCUAAACGUGUUGGAUAUGAGACCUAUGGGUGAUGCAGGGUCUGUGGGGCAAUCAGAGGGGAGACACGACAUCCCGUGGAUAUGGAAGGCACCUGGUGUUUUGCACAACAAUGAUGCCAGAGCGCGAGCAUCCCGAUGGUCUGAAGAGUUUUCUUUGCUUAUCAGGGAGAUGCAAAGAGUACUGGCUUUUUUCCACUGGGAAAUGACUCAAUGGAAUGAACGGGGUACUGUGCGGACAUUUACUAAAGAUGCUGACCAUGAGGGGAGCGUUGCUUAUGCACAGCGCCAAGUAUCUGUUCGGGAGGGUCUGGUGAUGCAUUUCUCCAUGCUUUGGGGCGGCACUCUCUCCGCUGUGAUCUCCAAGCUUGACCCGGUCCCUGAAAUCAACACUGAAAUGGCCGAUGAUCGAAUGCCAUCAUUGGAAGGUCCUCCAUUACAGGGUGAUGAUGAGUAA
Messenger RNA from Suillus plorans, 2340 nucleotides. RefSeq lists its product as uncharacterized. The coding region runs from base 1 to 2340 and encodes 779 amino acids. The transcript is spliced from 14 exons. NCBI's taxonomy places the organism in Eukaryota, Fungi, Basidiomycota, Agaricomycetes, Boletales, Suillaceae. The record is from RefSeq and is a predicted model, not a curated record.